GCGACGUAACUGCUGCUGAGUCAGUGGCAACGCUUUGAGCUCUCAAGGAUGCCUCAUGGUGCAGGACCACGGGGAGUUCCAGAUGGUUCUUACGGCAGCAUUGGCUCACAAGUUAUUCGGCAGGUUUCAAAAAGUGGCAACCUCAAUUUCGACAGCUUUUCCGGUAUACGUAGUGAGCAUAUUUUCAUAACAACCGCUGUUAUAGUUUUCUGCCUCCUUCCUGCCGUUUUGGUCAUCCGAUUCGUUUACUAUGGUGCAUCUAUCCGAGUUAUGGCUCCUCAAGACCAAAUUCCACUCGCAACGUCGACCUACUUCUGCGAGGGUGUUCAAGCCCAAGACAAGUACGACUACGGUUUUAUCUACCUCUACGUUUUCCCUCACACUCCACCUCUCACUCUAUGGCAAAAAUUCAACGUGAACAAAAAGUUUACAGUCACUGCGAACGAUUACAAGUACUGGUCUUUCUACAUGAAUCACGGCUCCCAAGUCAAUGUGUCAGUAUGUGCUCAGCCGAGCCUACGUCUGCACGUGUUGAACGGAAAAGACAAUUUUGACAAGUGGAAGAAGCACGAUAAGUAUGACAGUGUUUCAUACUCCUAUUACUCUGGUCCAUGUUUGGAUGGCAUAAACGGUUUCAGUUCCAUUCGUGUCGGAUCUGAAGGUGAAUAUUACUUUGUGUUUGAGAGCGAGAUAUCGGUGCAGACGGAUAUGACACUGGCUUUCAAUCGCACCAUGUACAGCGUCUCGGCCGUGUCGGGAAAAAUGUGUCAUGCUAACCCGACUUGUUCGCUGCCGCUUAGCUACGGGUCGAGUCAGUUUAUCUUGAUAGUUACAAACGGCACCGUUCAGUCGGAUGAGAAUGUUGACAGUCAUUGGGCGUGUAUUUCACGUGACUGGUUCCUCGGCGUCAUUUUCGUUUCUGUAGUAUUGCUCGUGGUGGCUAUCGGAAUUGUGUUAGGAUGCUGCAUCGAGCAUGGUCACCAAAAAAGAAUGUAAUUUUUAGAAAUUGCUGGUAACGCGUCUCUAGUAGUGGACGUUGAUUGUGACACGGUGUUUGUAUUUUAUAGACAUGCCGUCUACUUGUUAUACAUUUUGAUUAGCAUUUAUCAUAUGCAGACCGUCGCAAAAUUGUAGAGCCACUCUCUACUCGUGACUAUACCAUGCAGAAGUUUUCCAGGAUAAUUUACCGAUUAAACCUUAUAAACAACGUCUAACAAAUAGGCCGUGUGAUAUAGUAAGAAAAGAACAAGAACGUGACAAAUUUUGUUUGAGAAAACUUCAAAAGUCAUUGCGUUACGAAGCAAAAUGCAAACGGCGUUUGCGUGGGCGUCUGCACAGUUUAGCAGAAUAACCUUUCUAGACUGUUUUGGCGUUUAAAAAGCCAGUUAUUUAUGAAACGUUUCU
Corticium candelabrum is the source of this 1404-nucleotide messenger RNA. RefSeq lists its product as uncharacterized. NCBI's taxonomy places the organism in Eukaryota, Metazoa, Porifera, Homoscleromorpha, Homosclerophorida, Plakinidae. The record is from RefSeq and is a predicted model, not a curated record. The coding region runs from base 49 to 996 and encodes 315 amino acids. The transcript has a single exon.